Rhineura floridana is the source of this 4680-nucleotide messenger RNA. RefSeq names its product tripartite motif containing 47 (gene TRIM47). The coding region runs from base 261 to 2168 and encodes 635 amino acids. NCBI's taxonomy places the organism in Eukaryota, Metazoa, Chordata, Lepidosauria, Squamata, Rhineuridae. The record is from RefSeq and is a predicted model, not a curated record. Gene Ontology annotation, molecular function: zinc ion binding; protein binding. The transcript has 6 exons.
CUUUCCCUUCCCCCCUCCCACACCUCAUACGGAGUGAUCAGAAGCACCUCCUUUAGGAGGCACAGGCGCGCACACGCUGCCCCCUUAAGUGGAAGGCUGGACGCAGCAGUCGCUUCUGGGGCUGAUCGAAGUUGCCUGUUGCUGACAUGAGUUCCUGAUGGGCGGAGUUGGCUCUCCCGCUCCCUGCCCUGCCCUGAAACUGGGAAAGGGACCAGCCCAGCCGCGCUCUCUUCGUCUCCCUCUUGGUCCAGUUCAGCAGCAUGGAUGCGGGCUCUGGCCCCAUCAGCCCAAUUUCCAGUCUUCAGGAAGGCCUUUUCAGCUGCCCCAUCUGCUUAGACGCUCUGAAAGAUCCGGUCACCAUCCCUUGCGGCCACAACUUCUGCUUGAGGUGCAUCGGAGCGCACAGGCACCACCCGGGGAGCGUCACAGGAGCCGGAGGACAAAAUACCUCCCGCUGCCCCCUCUGCCAAGAACCCUUCCCAGCCGAUCUCCAGCUCCGUAAGAACCACACCCUGGCCGAACUGUUGCAGCUCCGGCAACCGGCCCCGAGGAGCCCAGGGCUGGCCAUGUCCCCCGAGGAGCCGCCGGAGCCGUGCGUCCCUGGAAACUCCUGCGGGCCCGAGGACGCUGAUGGCCAGCACGAAGAGGUGCUUUGCGACUUCUGCACCAACGGGGAGCGGGCCCAGGCGGCGCAGUCGUGCCUGGUGUGCCUGGCGUCCUUCUGCUCUCCCCACCUGCAGCCUCAUCUCAAAAGUCCCGCUUUCCAAGGCCACCGACUGGUGCCGCCUUUACGGCACAUCGAGGAGAGCCUCUGCAAGCUGCAUCUCAAGCCCUUGGAGAGCUUUUGCCGGACGGACCGGAGUUGCAUCUGCCAGCUGUGCAGGGCCCAAGAGCACCGGAGCCAUGAGGUGGUGGCGGUGGAAGUGGAGCGGGAGCACGUGGAGGCCCAGAGACCAAAAAUCCUAAACAGCGUUGAGAAUCAGUUGGAUGAACUCGGAGUCAUUAUAGCACAGACGAGGAGGACAGUGGACCUCAUCAAAGGCACUGCCCAGAAGGAGAAGGAGAACGUCAGCAAACUCUUUGCUGAGACAGCCCGAGUCCUUGCAGCCUUUCAGAAGGAAGUCCUUGGGUUCAUUGAGGAUGGCGAAAGAGCCAUGCUGAUCGGGGCUGAGGAGGAGCUGCGGCAGAAGGAAGAGAGGCGUGCCGUGCUGAUCGAACGCAAGCAGAACCUGGAGAAGGUCCCCACCACAGACACCAUCUCUUUCCUGCAGGAGUUCCAAGCACUGAAAAUAGCAAUUGAGGAGAAAAACAUGCCAUGUACAAGCUUCCCCAAAGAGCUGAGCUUUAUCAAAUCCAGUCAGGCUGUGCUUGCUGUGAAGGAGCUGCUGGUGAACAUUUGUAAGAACCAGUGGGACCAGCUCUCAGGGAAGGGAGACGAAGGAUCCGUUUUUUAUGGGAUGCCAGAAGUGACUCUUGAGCCCCCGAUUUCAGAAAAAAGCAGCAACUCUGCCUGUUUGGAGUCCCGAGACUAUUUUCUGAAAUUUGCCUUCAUCAUCGACUUGGACAGUGAUACUGCCGACAAGUUCCUACAGCUGUUUGGAACCAAGGGGGCCAAGCGUGUGCUGAAUCCCAUUGCGUACCCGGAGAGCUCAACCAGGUUCGUCAACUGUGAGCAGGUGUUGGGUGAGAACGUAAUGAACCGUGGCAACUAUUACUGGGAAGUGGAGAUCAUUGAUGGCUGGGUGAGCAUAGGGGUCAUCACAGAAGAUUACAACCCGCAGGAGUCAUAUGACAAGGGCCGCCUGGGCAAGAAUGAGAACUCCUGCUGCCUGCAGUGGAAUGGACAGAACUACGUAGCCUGGUUUGGUGGCUUUGACUGCAUGAUACAGCAGCCUUUUUUCCACACGAUUGGGGUGUACUUGGAGUAUUCCGAAAAGGUGCUGACCUUCUAUGGAGUCAAGGAUUCCAAGAUGACGUGCCUGCAGCAGUUCAAAGUUGCUCGCUUCAGAAAGGGCCAUUUUGACCCCUUCCAGAAUAAGAUCAACCACCAGUUUCCAUCAUUAUUUACGCACAACCUGAAGCCAGCUUUCUUCCUUGAAAGUGUUGAUGCCCACAUGCAGCUUGGGCCUUUAAAGAAAGACUGUGUUUCAGUGCUGAAGCGACGGUAACUCAUUCAGUGCUGGUAGCGCAAUACAGGAGUCAGCAAAGAAAUUUAAAAUGAAAUCUCUCCUGGAACAGUAUGUCACUUUCAUGAUUCAGAGCUGCUAGGCUGUUCGUUCAUUUGUCUGUCCCUGCUACCUUUUGUAUAACUUGAUCAAUAUCUUUAAAGAUAAUGGGCCUUUUCAGUGAGUCCCUUUUCUUGCCACCUCUUGGUUUUUAGACAUAGGCAGGAUUGUUCACACUGGGCUCAACCUAAAGCACUAACCUUGUUUUGUUUCACCUAAUGUUUUGAGUUGCAGUGCUGCUUUCUGUACAAACCCACAACCUUCUGCCUGGUACCGCUAAAAACAGUGCGCUCUUUCAUAGGGAAUACACACUAAAGUAGAGGAAAAUGGCCCUUUUAGUUCUACUCUGAAGUCCCGAAGGAUCAGAACUGGAGGGCAAAUGUCUGAGUUCUAUUUAAAAAGAGAGUGAGGAUAAUAUAAAGGAGAUAAUUCAGAAAUUCACACUACAUUGUACAAAUUUUGGAUUAACUGAUUUCUUCUCCCCUCCCCCACUGGGGGAAAAUUGAGGGUAUGUCUCUCAUUUUAAUUAUUUAAAACCAGAUCGGCCACUGAAUUAUCCGGAAGAUUAUCAUUAAUAGAAAGAAUUGUAUGGAUUUUUUGACUUGCUGUUCUAGGAGGUCAUUCAUUUCUUGGUUUCAUCGCUGACAGGCAGUUGUGAAGUAUGGCAUUUCUUCACCAAAAUCGGAUCUGAUGAUAAAAUAGACUUUUGUGGUGCUUAUGUAACAUAUGCCACUUGUAGCUGUCUAGACACCCCAUCAGUUCCAGGAGAAUGUGUUUGUUGCUGCUGUGUUGUCUUUAACCCAAACCACCUGACUAUACAUCUUUUGCAAUAGCAGCUAGAGGAGAUUGUUUGGGGGAAGCAGGAGAGAUUUCCCUUGGAUGCUCUCGGCAGGAUAAUUAUUUGCAGUGUCAUGCUAGUUGGGAGUUUGGAAACAGCACGUUCUUAUUCAAACCCUUAUUCUCUGUCUUAAUCCAGCACAUCCACCCUCAGCCUAGUUCCAUGGAGCUCUACUCAAGAACCAUCAGCUGUAGGGCUUUUACCUGCUCUAUGGGGAGUGGAGCAGGGGAGAGGAUACAGUGUUGCUUUAAGACAGGAGUGUUGAACUUGAGAGUCUAGAUGUUGCUGGACUGCAAUUACCAUCAUCCCAAACUCUUGGCAAUGCUAGUUGGGGCUGAUGAGAUUUGGAGUCCAACAAUAUUUGUAGGGCCACAGGCUAGGUUAACCUAUAAGGAGUUACAAACUUUUUUGUGGCCAUUGAGCCAAAUCUUAACUUCUGAUUUAAACUGUUGUGCUUUUGGAUAGGAAAUAGUGGUUGAGUUGAAAUAAACAACCCACUGGAUUCCUUCCAUCUACAGGAUAUUAUGAACUACUGGAUAAUUACAGUUCUCCAUCUAAAGAAUUAUGAUAGAAGGGACAAUAAAGAUUUGAGGCAGAACUGAUUUUUGCAAUUCCAAGAAUUAUUUUUAUGGAUUCCUUGAAGAUAAUUAAACUGCGAUAAUGCUGGUGUGUUUUGUAACAUAUUUUCUAUAAGAAUUUUCUCCAGGUAGGCAACAUACUGACCAAUCUCCCAAAGCUUGCUCUUGAUACAAAAUAAAUUCCAUUGCAUACUGUAUGCAGGCUGAAAAAUACUACAAAUUGGAUUAAUCAUGAAGUUAAUUGUAUGAGUUAACUUGUCUGCUGUCUGGGCCUCAUGCAGUUUUUCCUGUGUACCAGCAAGAAACAGUGAGGUCACCAUAGUUAUUUUCUACUUCCGUUAAUGGAAAUAACUACAGUGCAGUGGCUCACAAUACCAAUACACUCAGAAAGCUAUCUUAAUGUUGUAAUAUGGUUUUGCUGGUAAAUAUGCCUAUGAUUGCAGCCCUUACACCUUUCUCCAUUGCAGAUGGGACUAGUUGAUGGAAUACUGCACUGGUAGUGUUGUGAUUUCAGUAUUCUUAACAAGACUUUGGGGAUGAACUGGAAUGAUCAGAAAUAUCACACUGAACCAAAACUGGCUGUAUUCAUUGUUCCUUUAUGAGCAAAAGGAUAAAGCCAGUACAUUUGCUUCUUUAGAUAAUACUGUGCUCUUAAGCUGUUUUUUCCUCACUUUUGGGGUGGUGGUGGUAUCCUUUCUCCUGGUUGUUUUUUUCAAAAUAGUUACUGUAUAAUCUAAAAUGUGUGAGGAAACAAAAAAUAAAGAGACUUUAGCUUCCAUUAAACAAUAUGCAAACACUAUCCUGAUUUGUCUUUCUUUCCAAACCUGGAAUGAACUAAUCUGCUUUCUGCAUGUUUUCCAUUUAUACCAUGUUAUAUGGGCAGACAAUAACUGGACACCAUUCUUCAUAGAUAGCAUAAGUCUUCUUGCUUGCACCAUCUAUAUACCAUUUACUGGACAAAUAAGUGUGCACCUCCAUUUAUUUUUAAUAAAAGGAGGCCUGUAUUUCUUUGACCCAGAGUGUAUGUACAUGUUCUUUG